Messenger RNA from Galeopterus variegatus (Sunda flying lemur), 1412 nucleotides. RefSeq names its product fructosamine 3 kinase related protein (gene FN3KRP). The coding region runs from base 591 to 1370 and encodes 259 amino acids. The record is from RefSeq and is a predicted model, not a curated record. NCBI's taxonomy places the organism in Eukaryota, Metazoa, Chordata, Mammalia, Dermoptera, Cynocephalidae. The transcript is spliced from 5 exons.
GGGAGGCUGGGUGGAGGAUGGUCACUGUAGUCCAGGGGACUAAGAUGGAAAUGGUGAUUGAGAUGAGAUUGUUUCCAGUGCCAGGUAGGAGACGGCAUAGACGUUGGCGGUCCAUUUAGGUGAAAAGUGACCCCAGGUUCCUGGUGUAUGCAGAUGGAGGGCCACCUGCACCUGAGUGGCCAGAUGAGCCUGUGUCCUUUCUGUGGAACAGGAUUGUGGUUGAGGUGCGGUCUGCAGACACUGACAGAUAACCAUAUGUGUAAUCCAGCUGUGUGCCAGGCACUUAGUGAAAAACCAGUAGCCUUCUACUUUCCUCUCUGCAGAGUCUUUAGAUUCCAUCAUAGAAUACAAAUAUAGUCUAAUACUAGAAAGUACAAGCCUUAUUCCUGUGCAACUUCAGAACUCAUAGCCUACCCCACUGACAAGCACCUUUAAGAAAACUCUUCACAUCUUUCUGUUGAGUCCUCAGUCAGGAUAGCCUUGGUUUGAAAUUGUAGUGCUAGAGGAAGACAUGUCUGCAUAGGACCUUUCUGGAAGUAACCUUGCUGUCCCUCUUCCCUCCUCCAUGAUUUUUCUGGCAGGCCAGAAGAAUGUUUGAAGGUGAGAUGGCAAGCUUGACGGCCAUCCUGAAGACAGAAACAGUGAGAGUGCCCAAGCCCAUGAAGGUUCUUGACGCCCCAGGAGGAGGGAGUAUGCUCGUGAUGGAGCAUUUGGACAUGCGGUAUCUGAGCAGUCAUGCUGCAAAGCUCGGAGCCCAGCUAGCAGAUCUACACCUUGAUAACAAGAAGCUUGGAGAGAUGCUCCUGAAGGAGGCUGGCACAGUGGGGAGAGGAGGCGGGCAGGCAGAACGGCCCUGUGUGGAUCAGUUUGGGUUUGACGUGGUGACGUGCUGUGGAUACCUCCCUCAGGUGAAUGACUGGCAGAAGGACUGGGUUGCGUUCUAUGCCCGGCAGCGCAUUCAGCCCCAGAUGGACAUGGUGGAGAAGGAGUCUGGGGACAGGGAGGCCCUGGAGCUCUGGUCUGCUCUACAGUUGAAGAUCCCUGACCUGUUCCGUGAUCUGGAGAUCGUCCCAGCCCUACUCCAUGGAGACCUCUGGGGAGGAAACGUAGCAGAGGAUUCUGCUGGGCCCAUCAUUUUUGAUCCAGCUUCUUUCUAUGGCCACUCGGAAUAUGAGCUCGCGAUAGCUGGCAUGUUUGGGGGCUUUAGUGGCUCCUUUUACUCUGCCUACCACAGCAAAAUCCCCAAGGCCCCAGGAUUUGAGAAGCGCCUUAAGUUAUAUCAGCUCUUUCACUAUUUGAACCACUGGAAUCACUUUGGAUCAGGGUAUAGAGGAUCCUCCCUAAGCAUCAUGAGGAAUCUGAUCAAGUGAAUCUCUUGCCUCCAGGGGCAGGCCUCUGUUAGUGGUGUGCUG